GGGACUGAUGCCCUUGGCCAUGAGGAACCCCCAACCACUAUUUGCACAGGUGCAGCCUGUGUGACUGAGCCACCGCUGCUCCAGCUGUUUCACGUCACCGUUCCCUUUACUGAACAGUUGGAUGGGGCAUCGGGCGGAUGACCGCGGGAACGGUCGUGAUCACUGGCGGAAUCCUAGCUACGGUGAUCCUCCUCUGCAUCAUCGCCGUCCUGUGCUACUGUAGGCUCCAGUAUUACUGCUGCAAGAAGAGCACAGCUGAAGAUGCAGACCAGGAGGAGGACGAAGAGGAGGAGCAUGGCCUUCCCGCCCACCCCAGGGGCCCCACCUGCAAUGCCUGCAGCUCCCGAGCCCUGGACGGCAGAGGCAGCCUGGCACCUCUCACCGGCGAGCCCUGCAGCCAGCCGUGCGGGGUGGCCGCCGGCCACUGCACCACCUGCUCCCCCUACCACGCCCCCUUCUACAUACGGACAGCUGACAUGGUGCCCAACGGAGGUGGAGGCGAGAGGCUCUCCUUUGCUCCCGUUUGCUACAAGGAGGGGGGACCCCCAUCCCUCAAACUGGCAGCGCCCCAGAGUUACCCGGUGACCUGGCCAGGCUCUGGGCGUGAGGCCUUCACCAAUCCAAGGGCUAUUAGUACAGACGUGUGA
Molecule: messenger RNA, 647 nt
Organism: Urocitellus parryii (Arctic ground squirrel)
Lineage: Eukaryota; Metazoa; Chordata; Mammalia; Rodentia; Sciuridae
Product: protein FAM163A
Source: RefSeq, a predicted model, not a curated record